AUGGGCGUCUUUGACAGCCUCGACUCGGGCCUUACCGAGCUGCUCGGGCAGUGGAACAUCUACUCGACCGGCUUGGUGACGCUCCUUCUCGCUCUUGUCUCGUACCGCGUCAUCGCGACCCGCGAACCCGAUGUUCAUCCCAUGCUCCUGGCUCGCCAGGCGGUUCCGUCUUCCGUCCGAAAUGAGGGAGAGAGUCCCGUAUACCGAUCGCAGGCUGCCCCCCACGGCAUGCCCCUCAACGCCGGCCUGAAUGUCAAGGAUUCCGGAGCUUCCAAGUGGUCCCGCGGCCGCAACGGCGACCUGAGGGAUGUCUGGAGGAAGGCGGCUACGGGUGGUGAAGAGGGUGCUACGGGACGUCUGUUGACUGUUUUGGGAUCCCAGAAUGUUGUUGACCAUAAGCUUGAGGAUAUCACCCGACAGAUCAACCUCAUCGGACAGCACAUUGCGGAGGCAGGCGGCAUUAGAGUUGCCGUUUACUUGCCAAACUCGAUUGAGCUCCUGGUGACCCUCUUCGCCUGCAGCUUCUACCCGAACUUGACCACCGUCUUGAUCCCAUUCGAUGUCUCCAACGACGAACUUGUUUCCAUGCUCCGCCGUUCCGCCGUCGAUACCUUGGUUACUGCUCCCGGCUCGUUCCCCUUCGAUGCUGUUAUCCAGGCCUAUCCUUCCCUACGACAGCUCAUCUGGGUCACAGACGAGGGAAGCAACCACAUGGACUGGAAUGAGGUACCUGAGGGCACCGGCAGCAAGAUCAAUGUUGCUACCUGGCAGGAUAUCAUCCGUGAUGCUCCCGCGCAUGCUGGUAGCGAGCUGCCAGAAACUGAUCCUGAGAAGACUCCCAUGGAUGUUGUCACCUUUUGGCAGACUGAGCCUGGUCAGGUUGAGGAGAUGGUGCGCUUCAGCCAGGCAAACCUGAUUUCUGCCAUUGCUGCUCAGCUCGCGGCCAUUCCCACCAAGGAGCGUAUCAACCCUUCUGACCUCUUCCUUCCUGCCGACUCUCUCGCCAAUGUGCACACUCUGGUCCUCACUUUGACGGCACUGUACUCGAACGCGUCGGUUGCCCUGAACUCGGUCGCUGGUAGGUCGCCUGAUCUGGUGCUUGCAACUCAAGGGGUUGCUCCCACGAUUCUUGUGGCAAGCCCCGAUGCGCUGCUUGCAACUCAUGAGGAGUCGACGUCCAAGCUGUCCUCACCCAUGGCCAAGGCCUCGCACAUCCUCGCUACACGAUCUUUGGUUCUGGAGGGAAUCCACUCCCCAUCAAACUUGCUGUCCGGCUUCUCUUCUGGCGCAUCUCCGGCUCUUGGAACGACUCCUGGCAAGCUCCGUCUCGUGUACGCUGCUGAGCGUGCGGGAUCUGACACCCCCCUCUUGUCGGCCACGGUUCUGUCGGAUCUGCGAGUUUUUACAGGGGCCAGGAUUGUGUACGCCUUGACGGCUGCCAAGGUGGCUGGUGCCAUCAGCCAGACGGCAUUCUUCGACUAUCGACUCUGCAAUGACGUCAAGAGCCACUUCGGAUCGCCGCUCACCAGCGUGGAGGUGUUUUUGAAGGAUACUGGUGCUCACAAGACGACCGACGAGAAGAUCGAGGGCGACAUUGUGGUGAGGGGACCUUGCGUCGCUGGAGGAGAGGUCAAUAUUGGAAUUCCUGGAAAGAUUCGAGACGACAACACGCUUGCUUAUGCUUGA
Fusarium keratoplasticum is the source of this 1686-nucleotide messenger RNA. RefSeq lists its product as uncharacterized. NCBI's taxonomy places the organism in Eukaryota, Fungi, Ascomycota, Sordariomycetes, Hypocreales, Nectriaceae. Gene Ontology annotation, molecular function: long-chain fatty acid-CoA ligase activity. The coding region runs from base 1 to 1686 and encodes 561 amino acids. The record is from RefSeq and is a predicted model, not a curated record. The transcript has 3 exons. Gene Ontology annotation, cellular component: endoplasmic reticulum; membrane.